Manis javanica (Malayan pangolin) is the source of this 3880-nucleotide messenger RNA. Lineage: Eukaryota; Metazoa; Chordata; Mammalia; Pholidota; Manidae. The record is from RefSeq and is a predicted model, not a curated record.
UAGGUUUGGGGCCGGGUUUCUAAGACACGGCGCUGGCCGGCUGCGCCUGCGCGGUGGGCGCCGCCCGGAGCCAGCUGAAGCGGCGGGUGGUUCCUGCUGGGCCCGGGUCGCUGCCCAGGUUCUCUCUCUUUACCGCGCCCCUGUGAGGGGGGCUGCCGGCGUACGUCUUCCCGGAAUGGAGCACAUCCGUACGACCAAGGUUGAGCAAGUGAAAUUACUUGACCGAUUCAGUACCAGCAACAAAGCAUUAACAGGAACAUUGUAUCUCACGGCCACACAUCUGUUCUUUAUAGACUCUCAUCAGAGAGAAACCUGGAUAUUACACCACCACAUUGCCUCAGUAGAGAAACUGGCCUUGACUACUUCUGGAUGCCCACUUGUGAUUCAGUGCAAAAACUUCAGGAUUGUGCAUUUCAUUGUUCCCAGAGAAAGAGAUUGUCAUGAUAUUUACAAUUCUUUGCUACAACUGUCAAAACAAGCAAAAUAUGAAGAUCUCUACGCGUUCUCUUACAAUCCCAAACAAAAUGACUCAGAACGACUGCGAGGUUGGCAACUCAUUGACCUUGGUGAAGAAUAUAAGAGGAUGGGAGUGGCAAAUUCAAACUGGCAGUUAUCUGAUGCCAAUCGAGAGUACAAGAUUUGUGAAACUUACCCCAGAGAACUUUAUGUUCCCCGAAUAGCAAGCAAACCAAUCAUUGUUGGUAGCUCCAAGUUCCGGAGCAAAGGCAGAUUCCCAGUUCUUUCCUACUAUCAUAAAAAUAAGGAGGCUGCCAUUUGUCGAUGUAGUCAACCUCUGUCAGGAUUCAGUGCCAGGUGCCUGGAAGAUGAACAUUUGCUUGAGUCCAUUAGUAAAGCCAACCCAGUUAAUCACUAUAUGUAUGUCAUGGAUACCAGGCCCAAACUGAACGCAAUGGCCAACAGAGCAGCUGGGAAAGGUUAUGAAAAUGAAGACAACUAUUCUAAUAUUAGAUUUCAGUUUGUUGGAAUUGAAAAUAUUCAUGUCAUGCGGUCCAGCCUUCAGAAAUUAUUAGAAGUCAAUGGUACCAAAGGGCUUUCUGUCAAUGAUUUCUAUUCUGGCUUGGAGAGCUCAGGAUGGCUUCGCCAUAUCAAAGCCAUCAUGGAUGCUGCGAUCUUCUUAGCCAAAGCAAUAGUGGUUGAAAGUGCAAGUGUGUUGGUGCAUUGUUCUGAUGGCUGGGACAGGACUUCCCAGGUUUGCUCCCUUGGGUCUCUCUUACUGGAUUCCUACUACAGGACAGUCAAAGGGUUCAUGCAACUGAGAAAAGAGGAUACAGAAUUCAGUGACAAGGUGAGGUUAGACCUGGAACAGAAGGGAAAACUAAAACUCAAAUUGAUUUGGGAAAUAAUUGCCUGCUUUAUAAAAAUGAGUAUUGCAUUGAUGGGAAAGAUCUUUGUGUUUCUCAUUCCAUUCAGGUUAAAGGAGAAGACUUACUCCGUGUGGCCUUUCCUCCUGGAUGACCAGCAGAAAUACAUGAAUCCUCUCUACAGCUCCACACCUCAGAUAUGUGCAGUUUUGGAGCCAAAUACAGUAUCUUUCAAUUUUAAGUUUUGGAGAAACAUGUACCAUCAAUUUGAUAGAACGUUGCAUCCGAGGCAGUCUGUAUUUAAUGUAAUUAUGAAUAUGAAUGAGCAAAAUAAGCAGUUAGAGAAAGAUAUUAAAGACUUAGAAUCUAAAAUUAAGCAACGUAAGAAUAAGCAAACAGAUGGAGUUCUCACCAAGGAACUGUUACAUCCAGCUCAUCCUGAAUCACCUACCCUCAAUACUUCCUUGUGUUUUAAGGAGCAGGCUCUGCUGCCUGUGAAUCAUGCUCUUCGAACUAUAGAGGGCAGCAACCCAGCAGAUAAUCGUUACAGUGAAUAUGCUGAAGAGUUUUCCAAACCAGAACCUGCUGUGGUCAGCUUGGAGUAUGGUGUGGCAAGAAUGACCUGUUAGACUCAGUAUUUUCUGGAUGGACUGUAGUUCAAGAAAUGGGUUAAUGUGGGAAUGCUCUCAGCGUGUGACCAGGGAGAGUUUGUUUAAUAAUUAUCUUAGAAGCUAAUAGUUGAAGAAAGGAUGAUAAUAACUGCUCUUGGGAGAGAGUAAGUCAGUGUAAUUGCAUUUUCAGUGAAGAAUGAUAUACAGUUCUUUAAGAAAUGAGUGGUAACAGCAAAUUUACUCAAAACACGAUUUGCUCUAUAUACUAGUGAAUUGACAUUUUGGUAUGACGUACAUGUUAAUUACAGCCAAACAUGAAUGGCCUUCCCUAAAUAUAACUUAAUUGCCAGAAAACAAAACUUGACGAAGUGGUCCCUUACUUAAUAAUUGACAUGACAUGUGCUUUUGAUUAUGUAACUAUGAGUAUUUACAUAUUUACCCUAUUAGUGAUGUUUAAUGUUGAAGUGCCAUGAAAAAUAUUUCUGAGAAAGCCUUAAAAUCUCAGUAUAUUCUUUACUCUUAAGGUUUUUAGCCUAGAGUGAGACGUUUUGUUAUUCCUUUGGUCAGCCUUGUUUUAUUUGUAAAGAAUUGUGCUGACAACAUGGCUGGAGCUGCAUGCGGCAUCACUCCUGUAACACUGCUGAUAGAAGUACGUGGUCGUUCAUGCGCAGCUCGGUCCACUUCCAUAUUCAAAACGAAUGAAACUGAAGGUUUUAUUUGGGUUACAAUUUGUUCAGUGCUAUAUUUGAUGGCUUAUUAUUUAUAACUUAGAUUAUUUGAUUUCUUCAUAUAUAAACACAUUUGACUGUCUUUUAUGUAUGGAUUAUUACAUUCUGUUGAUUCUUAUUUUUUGGUUGCUGUUAUACCUUUGAUAACUAUGUAGGUGAAAGCUCUAAAACUAUACUUGGAAACAAUGAACAGUGCAUAUGUAUGUUUUUUAACUUCAGUCUCUCAGUGAGUUUCUCUUCCUAGAAAAAACUUUGAGUUUACACAAAAAUUGUGGGGUAAAAAAUAAAGGGAAGCACAGAGUUUAGAUUUUGCUUGGUUGCAUGAAUUUUAGAGCAGUCAUUUCUUUGUGGAACAUUUUUUUCUUCUCUUAACAUAGGAAAAAAAGGAAUAUCAACAGUAACCUUGUACAAAGUUAAUGUUUAACAAAAACAACCUCAAUGCUAGGAAGAGUUUCAUUUUGCCAAGUUAUGUUAACCAUUUACUCUAUGUACUGUUACAUAUCUUUAAAUGACAAAAGAGACAGAAUCACUUGCAGUGGACACUGUCACCCAGAUGACUUUAAAAUUAAAGAUUUAAGUAAUGUGAGUGGUAUGAGGUAUGAUUCAAGGGUACUAGGAAAUCUGCGUAGGAUCCUUAAUGCUUCUCUUUAUUAUAUUAGAUUAGUUUGAAUAUAAGCAAAUGUGUUUUUCAAAAGGAAAAGAAGCUUUAUUAUAUGAGAGCUUAUCUAAUCCUAUUUAUUUUUUCAAUGCUUUCCUGUAACGCAUUAUGUCAUAAGACAAAUACGCCUUUUUGAACAGUUAACAGAAAUGCACUAUAAAAUAUAGUUUGUCAUUUAGCCAAGCCUAUUUCCAUGUUUAAGCACUGGGACAGGAAACUUGAUCUUUGUGACCACAAAUGGAAGCUUUUGUGCCUUGUCACUUGGUUCUGUAUAUUGACUGUGGUUUUAGAAUCUUCCAUGGCAGACUUCUUAUAUUCAGCUCUUUGGUUUAUUAUCUUAAUCUUCACCUUGAGGCAUAUAUAUGGGUAUUUAUAUGCUCACACAUGGACUGAAAAAUCAGUUAACAUCCUAAGUGACCUAUAGGGUGUAUGUUGGCAAAAAGCAGAGUGGGUAUAUGUCUUAUAAAAUUGGAUUUAUGUUCUGCGUGUUUGGUAAUGUACAGCAUGUAAAUUUUACAUGUAUUAUUUAAAGGUCAUUAAAUGUUCAUGUUUUACUUUGAA